AUGGCCUUCAGAUUCGUUGUUCCCGACUCGAGCCCUCCCGCCAGUCCGGCACCGUCGACGCCGGAAAAAGGCCAGAACUAUGGUACGGGAUUCUCUUUUCUUGGCGAUAACCCCUCGACGACUCCAGCCGGGCCGCCACCCUCCUCGGUCGCUUCCUUCACGCCCGCUGGCGCGCCGACGGCCUCAUUCUUGGGGAGCUCCAUGAUGCACGGUAUGACCGACACCAAGCCCCUCAACUUUGGAGUCUCAAACACCGGGUCUGGAAGAAAUCUUUUUGGUGGUGGUCGAACGAGUACCUCAAGUAACCCGCUCGGUCGUUCGAUUAGAGGAAGACAGCCUUCAGCCCUGAGCCGCCAGCUCAGCGCCGCAGACGAGGAGGAAGAGGAGGAACAAGAUGCCGAGGGAGAAAUGGAGCUUCCGCCUCACCGGGGAAGCCUUUUCCGCAUGUCUACCAUUCCCGACGAAGGACAGGAGGAGGACGACGAAGUCGACGCCGAGAUUGAACGAUUUAUCGACCAAGACAUUGACGAGGAUGCCCUCGGAGAACCCCAAGACGACGACCCCUUUUUUGCGGAACGUGAGGGCUCCUCUGACCCCGACAUGUUUCUGAACAUGCGCCACGAUGAUCGACCUUAUGGGCAGCCGAUCAUUGGCGACGAGUCAGACCUGAUGAUGCUCAACACACCGGCCGCGACGAACCGAAUUCGUAGGGAGGCAGAGAGUAUCUUUAAGCAGUCUUCAGCCCAUCUGGGUAUGACGGCCAGAAAACAGGGCUUCCAAUUCGCUUCGAUUGCCAAGAACCUCUAUAGCCAGCAUGAACCUGCGCGAGUCGUCGAGCCUGCGGACCUGCUCAUCAACACCGAACAGCUCGUUUGCCGGCUCUACGAGGAGGGAGUCGGCCCCGAGGAAGAUGUCGAAAAGAUGGACAACUCUCUCGCCAAUAUCACAUACCGUCUGGUCGAGCUCUGGAACCAAUACGUUGACGCCCUACCCCAACCAGAAGGAGAAGACUUUGCGACAAUUGGCCCUGGACCAAACGCUGUUCCCUUUGAAAAGGCAUCAUAUAUCGCACAUCUAAUCCUUCGAAUGCACCACACCCGUUUUGACAGCAACACCGAUGACGAGAAGACGCCACCCUUGCCCGAGAUCCUUUUCGACUGGAUGCAGACCAGCCACAACCUCUACCCUGACCAAGUGCGCGAGAUCAGCCGCUAUAGCCCUAGUCCUGCCUGCCAUAGCCUGUUCUGGCAGACAGUAAGAUGCGCCCUGCUCCGCGGAGAUGUCGCUGGUGCGUCUAAGCUGCUGAGGGAGGCUGGUUGGGAGAAUGUUCGCCGUGGGCCCCGGGGCGAGCUGGCGUACACAGGCAAGGCCCUUGAGAACGUCAGACGGUUUGCUGCCGCUACUUGCGAGAUCCUCGAUCAAUGCCCUGCUACGAGAUCGGAAUGGGAUAUCUGGAAUAGCAACUGGACUUUGUUCCGAAUCCAGGCACGCGGUUCUCUGAACAGAAUGACGCUCUUUGCCGAAGGGAAGGACCAGACUGGCCAAGACCUACUGGAUGAUGAUUUCUCACCUCAACCACAAUCGCUGUCCACAAUGGCCCGGAAGGCUUCGAGCCAGAUCCCCUGGGACAUUUACGAAAACCUGCAAACUGUGUACGGCAUCGUGCUUGGAAACCACGAGGCGAUCAUGGAGGUUGCCCAGGAUUGGUGUGAAGCAACUGUUGGUCUGUUUGGAUGGUGGGAUGACGGCAAUCAACGCCACAAGACGCUCAAGAUCUCUCAGUCACAAGCCCUGCGAGCGUCGUCUCGAUUCGCGGGCUCAGAAGACUAUUUCGAGCGACUGACGACCACCUUCCACAUGGUCAUCGACUCGGAUCUUAACCCUAAUGUAAUGAACCCUGUCGAGGUGGCCAUUGCAUCUGCAUUUGAGGGCAACGUCAAUGCCGUCCUGGGAUUCCUUCGAGUAUGGUCUCUGCCCUUAGCCUGCACCGUGGCAGAGAUUGCCUCAUUGGGUGAAUGGCUUCCCGCUCCCGAGGGCCCAAGUCCUUUGCCUCUUGAUACUCUGGACAUGGAUGACCUUGCACUAUUGGGAGUGGCUCAGCCAGGGGCCGAUGAAUUGGAGGGGAUCAAGGAUACAACCCUCGUCCUGUACGCUAGGGAGCUGGCUGGCAUUGAGCAGCUGUCGCCUGAGCGCGACGGCUGGGAGAUGGCUAUCCAGGUUCUUGGUCGAAUGGACUCCCCUGAGAAAUCUGAGGAGACGGUUGGCGAGCUUCUUCGAGAUCUGCUCGCUACACUAGAUGAGGACUCGAGCCAGACGGUCGACAAGAUCUGGGCGAUAUUGAAUGACCUGGGCAUGAUCAACUAUGCCGAGGAAACAGCAGAGACUUUUGCAGAGAUUCUGUCCAAGGCAUCACACCGAUACGGUGACGCCCUUUGGUAUUAUGCGCUCUCUCACCGACCUGACAAGGUUCGCGAGGUGCUCAACCUGCUCAUGUCCUACUCGCUCGUUCAAUCCACAGUCUACCCUUCGGAGAAGGAUCUUGACGGAGAACUGAGGGACCUGCUGCGGAAGCGUACCGAGACCCUGGAGAGACGCGCCAAGCAGGACUUGGAGGCUGCUCAACUUCUUGGCCGGAUGCUGAGUGGCUACGCGACGCUGCGCAAAUUCUACGAAACCAGAGACGCGGAAGAUUUUGAAGCCAUUUCGCCCACGAGGGCUCUGAAGCUCAAGAAGCAAGCAGCGUCUGCACUGGUGGCUGUCAUUUCCAGCUCCGACGACAACAUCCGCGGCGGACUUUAUGACGACACCCGAGACUCGGUAGUAAGCGAGGACUUUUUGCUGGCCUUGCUCGGCGAGGCUACUGUCUUUAUCAACCAGUCGCCCGGAGUCAUCACACUGAGUCAGAUUGACAUUCUGAUGAAGGCGAUCGAGGAUAUCCAGACUGUCGGCGAACGAGUAUAUUCGGCAUGUGACGACUUCUUUGGCCUGGUACUGGCAUCUGCUCAGGGUCUGAAGGGAUCGAGCCCACAAGAUCUGAUGGCCAAAUCAACAUCGUCACUGAGCGGAAGCAGUUAUAUCAUGAGCGGUAGCUCCAUGCUGGUGAAUCAUCUGCACAAGUCGGUCUCAGCAGGAGGCAAGGUGCACAGAGGAUGGGAUUGGAGAAAGCCUUGGUUGGCCACGACCAAGGGAGAGGAUGUGCUUCGAAAGCUGCGAUUGGGAUUGGCUAAGGACCUGGCGGCGUUAUGGCUGGAGGAUGCUGAUGGAGUCGCUGUGUAUUAG
Fusarium keratoplasticum is the source of this 3279-nucleotide messenger RNA. RefSeq names its product Nuclear pore complex protein Nup85. Lineage: Eukaryota; Fungi; Ascomycota; Sordariomycetes; Hypocreales; Nectriaceae. The transcript has 2 exons. Gene Ontology annotation, biological process: mRNA export from nucleus; protein import into nucleus; positive regulation of DNA-templated transcription. Gene Ontology annotation, molecular function: structural constituent of nuclear pore. The record is from RefSeq and is a predicted model, not a curated record. Gene Ontology annotation, cellular component: nuclear pore outer ring. Bases 1 to 3279 code for a protein of 1092 amino acids.